Messenger RNA from Cebus imitator (Panamanian white-faced capuchin), 2473 nucleotides. RefSeq names its product NIMA related kinase 5 (gene NEK5). The record is from RefSeq and is a predicted model, not a curated record. Gene Ontology annotation, biological process: protein phosphorylation. NCBI's taxonomy places the organism in Eukaryota, Metazoa, Chordata, Mammalia, Primates, Cebidae. Gene Ontology annotation, molecular function: ATP binding; protein kinase activity.
UCCCUUGGCAGCGGCCGCUGUGGCCCAGAGAGUAGGAAGCAGUUCCUGUCUCACGUCCACCUCUCGGCAAUAUGUGAGACCUGUACAAGAAACCCUUUCUGUCUCAGUCUAGCUCAUCUGUAAAGCUGGGAGACUACUGCCUUGCGGGGUUGGAAAGAAAAGAGAGAACGUCUGCGAAGCGGGAGCGCUGUUGUCAAGUGCAAGCAAAGGAAUCCCGACCCAAGGCAACAGGACUGGGGGUGACUCUGUCGGUUCUCCAAACUCCCUGGCGCCUGACCCACCUCGCGGUGGACAGUGCGGAAGGGUCCCCUGGCCAUCCCAGCCCUGCCCCGCCCCCGCCGCGUUUCCUCGCGCUGCUCCGCCCCGGCUGUGGGGAGGUGCAGCGGCUCCUGCAACCCGGAACCUUUCCACACGCUUGCUGGCCCCGCGGAGCCUCCGGCGGAGCAGGAACCUCAGCCCAUCCGAGACCAUGGAUAAGUACGAUGUGAUUAAGGCCAUCGGGGAAGGUGCCUUCGGGAGAGCAUACUUAGCUAAAGGGAAAUUGGAUAGCAAGCAUUGUGUCAUAAAAGAGAUCAAUUUUGAAAAGAUGCCCAUACAAGAAAAAGAAGCUUCAAAGAAAGAAGUCAUUCUUCUGGCAAAGAUGAAACAUCCCAACAUUGUAGCCUUCUUCAAUUCAUUUCAAGAGAAUGGCAGGCUGUUUAUUGUGAUGGAAUAUUGUGAUGGAGGGGAUCUCAUGAAAAGGAUCAGUAGACAACGGGGUGUGUUAUUUAGUGAAGAUCAGAUCCUCAGUUGGUUUGUACAGAUUUCUCUAGGACUAAAACAUAUUCAUGACAGGAAGAUAUUACACAGGGACAUGGACAUAAAAACUCAGAACAUUUUUCUUAGCAAGAAUGGAAUGGUUGCAAAGCUUGGGGACUUUGGUAUAGCAAGAGUCCUGAAUAAUUCCAUGGAACUUGCUCGAACUUCUGUUGGAACAGCUUACUACCUGUCCCCAGAGAUCUGUCAGAAUAAGCCCUACAACAAUAAAACGGUUGCACAGCCAGUGUCUGACCAAAACUUUGAGGGUAGCAACUUACAGCAGCUGGUUCUCAAGAUUUGUCAAGCACAUUUUGCUCCAGUAUCUUCAAGGUUUUCUCAUAACCUGCAUUCCUUGAUAUCUCAGCUCUUUAAAAUAUCUCCUCGAGAUUGACCCUCCAUAAAUUCCAUUUUGAAAAGGCCCUUUUUAGAGAAUCUUAUUCCCAGAUAUUUGACUCCUCAGGUCAUUCAGGAAGAAUUCAAUCACAUGCUUACAUGCAAAGCAGGAGCGCCAGCUUCUCGACAUCCUGGGAAGGUGGUCCAGAAGUGCAAAAUACAAAAAGUGAGAUUCCAGUGAAAGUGCCCACCAAGAUCUAGGAUAUCUGUGCCAAUUAAAAGGAAUGCUAUAUUGCAUAGAAAUGAAUGGAGACCACCAGCUGGAGCGCAGAAGCCCAUAUCUAUAAAAAUUAUAGGAAGGCCCAAACUUGCUGCUGUGUGUGGACAUUUUGAUUACUAUUAUGCUCAACUUGAUAUGCUGAGGAGGAGAGCCCACAAACCAAGUUAUCACCCUAUUCCUCAAGAAAAUACUGAGGUUGAGGAUUACAGUCAGGAAGAGAGGCAUGGCCUAUCCGCAAUUCAAUGGCCUGCUGAGUACCUUCAGAGAAAAUUUGAAGCUCAACAAUAUAAGCUGAAAGUGGAAAAGCAAUUGGGUCUUCGUCCAUCUUCUGCAGAGCCAAAUUACAACCAGAGAGAAGAGCUAAGAAGUAAUGGAGAAGAGCCUAGAUGCCAGGAGCUGCCAUUUAGGAAAAACGAAAUGAAGGAACAGGAAUAUUGGAAGCAGUUAGAAGAAAUACGCCAACACUACCACAAUGACAUGAAAGAAAUUAGAAAGAAGAUGGGGAGAGAACUAGAGAUAAUAUAAUUUGUGUUAAAGGAGAACUCAAAAAUAAGUCAUAAUACCUAUUUGGUGAAGAAGAGUAACCUACCUGUCCAUCAAGAUGCGUGUGAGGGAGAAGCACCUGUGCAGGACAUUGAAAGAGACUUGAAACAAAUUAGGCUUCAGUAUACAAAGGAAAGUAAAAAUCGAGAACAGAGAUAUAAAGCUAAGAAAGGGGUAAAGUUUGAAGUUAAUUUAGACAAAUGUAUUUCUGAUGAAAACAUCCUCCAAGAAGAAGAGGUAAUGGAUAUACUAAAUGAAACUUUGACCUUUGAGGAUGGCAUGAAGUUUAAGGAGUAUAAAUGUGUAAAGGAGCAUUGAGAUUAUACAGACAAAGCAUUUGAAAAACUCCACUGCCCAGAAACAGGUAUGGGUCUCUUGAAAGUUGUAACUGAGAAGGAACUGUUUUAUUAGCAACCCAUCUUGAACUCUGUCCCCAUGCAUCUGCCUCGCCUUCACUGUUAUUUGACCCUCUCUGCUCUCCCUGAGCAAGGAAGAAACACACUUCCUAUUCUCCUGCCA